GGAAGAAACAUGCGGGUUUGGGACGAGAGAAGGCUUCGCAAGACGCCCACACCCGCGUCAAGACCCUUUCAUCUUCCCAAAGCGGGGCUUCAGCCUGCGCGCGGUUACUGCGGGGAGAACCCGCGCGCCCGGGUAACAGCGACAACUGGCGUUUAUCGGGCUCUACUGCGUGCCCGCCAGCCACGCUGUGGUGGGGACGCGGUCGCGCUGCCGCCUCACACCAGCUCUGAGGUGAAAACACCUUUUACGGUGAACUCCAUGAAAACAGGGAUGUAUUUAGUUUACUGUUGUGUGCUCAGCUCCCUGAACAGUGCCCCACAUAUGGUAGAUACUGGCAGCUUGGAAACCGCGACGAAGGACUGCGAGGCCAUUGCGGAUUCGUGAAGACUGUGGUUAGGCAAGGUGGCCGUGUGAGCGGCGCUGCUGGAGGAGCAAAGAUGACUUCCCGCUACGUGGUCGCUGUGUUUGCCCUCAUGAGCUCCUGUGUAGCCACGGCAGGUCCAGAACCCAGCACCCGGUGUGAGCUGUCACCUGUCAAUGCCUCGCAUCCUGUCCAGGCGUUGAUGGAGAGCUUCACCGUCCUGUCAGGCUGCGCCAGCAGAGGCACGACUGCGCUGCCGCAGGAGGUGCACGUUCUCAACCUCCGCACCACGGACCAGGGGCCGGGCCAGCCACAGAGAGAGGUCACUCUGCACCUGAAUCCCAUCUCCUCAGUCCACAUCCACCACAAGCCUGUCGUGUUCCUGCUGAAUUCCCCACAGCCCCUGCUCUGGCAUCUGAAGACAGAGAGACUUGCUCCUGGGGUUGCCCGACUGUUCUUGGUGUCUCCGGGUUCUGAGGUCCAGUUUUCGUCAAGAAACUUCUCCUUGACAGCAGAAACAGAAGAAAGGAACUUCCCCCAUGGAAAUGAAGACCUGUUAAGUUGGGCCCGAAAGGAAUACGGAGCAGUUACCUCCUUCACUGAACUCAAGAUAGCCAGAAACAUUUACAUUAAAGUGGGGGAAGACCAAGUAUUCCCUCCAACAUGCAACAUAGGGAAGAAUUUUCUCUCCCUCAAUUACCUUGCUGAGUACCUUCAGCCCAAAGCAGCAGAAGGCUGUGUGAUGUCAAGCCAGCCCCAGGAUAAGGAGGUGCACAUCAUCGAGUUGAUCACGCCCAACUCUAACCCCUACAGUGCUUUCCAGGUGGAUAUAAUAAUUGACAUAAGACCCUCUCACGAUGAUCCCGAGGUGGUCAAAAAUCUCAUCCUGAUCUUGAAGUGCAAAAAGUCCGUCAACUGGGUGAUCAGAUCUUUUGAUGUUAAGGGAAACCUAAAAGUUAUUGCUCCUAACAGUAUUGGUUUUGGAAAAGAGAGUGAAAGAUCUAUGACCAUGACCAAGUCCAUAAGAGAUGACAUUCCUUCUACCCAAGAGAACCUGGUAAAGUGGGCUUUGGACAAUGGCUACAGUCCAGUAACGUCAUACACAGUAGCCCCUGUGGCUAAUAGGUUUCACCUUCGGCUUGAAAACCAUGAGGAGAUGAGAGAUGAGGAAGUCCAUGCCAUCCCUCCCGAGCUACGCAUCCUGCUGGACCCUGGCACCUUGCCUACCCUGGAAAACCCGCCCUUCCGGGGAGGGGGAGGCCGAAAUGGAGGUCUCCCCUUCCCUUUCCCAGAUAUCUCCAGGAGAGGCCGGAAGGAAGAAGGUGAAGAUAGGGUCCCCAGGCCAAAGGACCGUGUCAUCCCCGGCAUGCAACUCUUUCCCAGUCCUAGAGAGCCGGAAGAGGUGCAAGGGAGCGUGGAUGUGGCUCUGUCAGUCAAAUGUGACAGUGAAAAGCUGACUGUGGCUGUAGGAAAAGAUUCCUUUCAGGCCAACGGCUACUCCGGGAUGGAGCUCACGCUGUUGGAUCCUAGCUGCAAGGCCAAGAUGAAUGGCACCCACUUCAUCUUGGAGUCUCCCCUGAAUGGCUGUGGUACUCGGCACCGGCGCCUAGCCCCUGAUGGUGUGGUUUACUAUAACUCGAUUGUGAUUCAGGUCCCAUCCCCUGGGGAUAGCAGUGGCUGGCCUGAGGGUUAUGAAGACUUGGAAUCAGGUGACAAUGGAUUUCCUGGAGACAUGGAUGAAGGAGAGCCUGCCUUCUCCAGCCGUCCUGAAAUUGUGGUGUUUAAUUGCAGCCUGCGGCAGCUGGGGAACCCCAGUACCUACCAGGACCAGCCCAAUGAGAACAUCACCUUCAACAUGGAGCUGUACAACACCGACCUCUUCCUGGUGCCCUCCCAGGGAGUCUUCUCUGUGGCGGAAAAUGGGCACAUCUAUGUUGAGGUGUCUGUCACCAAGGCUGACCAAGAGCUGGGAUUUGCCAUCCAAACUUGUUUUAUCUCUCCAUAUUCGAACCCGGACAGGCUGUCUGAUUACACCAUCAUUGAGAACAUUUGUCCCAAAGAUGAGUCUGUAAAGUUCUACAGUCCCAAGAGGGUGCACUUUCCCAUCCUGCAAGCCGAGAUUGACAAGAAGCGGUUCAGCUUUGUCUUUAAGUCCGUGUUCAACACCUCGCUGCUGUUUCUCCAGUGCGAGCUGACGUUGUGUACCAAGAGGGAGAAAGACCCCCAGAGACUGCCAAAGUGCGUGUCCCCGGAUGAAGCCUGCACCUCUCUGGACGCCUCCAUGAUCUGGGCCAUGAUGCAGAAUAAGAAGACGUUCACCAAGCCCCUGGCUGUCAUCCACCAGGCAGGAGACACCAGAGAAAAAGGUCCAAGCAUUAAGGAACCGAAUCCAGUUUCUCCACCCAUUUUCCAUGGUCUGGACACCCUAACCGUGAUGGGCAUUGCAUUUGCAGCAUUUGUGAUCGGAGCACUCCUGACGGGGGCCUUGUGGUACAUCUAUUCGCACACAGGAGAAACAGCGGGAAGGCAGCAAGUCCCCACAUCCCCGCCGGCCUCAGAAAACAGCAGUGCGGCCCACAGUAUCGGCAGCACGCAGAGUACCCCGUGCUCCAGCAGCAGCACGGCCUAGCCCAGCCCAGCCACUGCCAAGGGCAAGGCCGGACGCGUCCAGACUCGGAAGGCUUGAUGCUGGUUCCCUUGUAAAGAGAGAGUGGAGUUCAGUAUAAAGAUCACCUUUUGUAUUCACAGCCCCACUCCCACCCCACCGUGGCCCCUGGACUUGUGUCAUACACUAGCGUCUGCAUGAGAAAGCUAAGGUGGUGGCCUGCUCCACCAGCCCGCCCAGGCUGGGGGGCUUUCAAUGUGAAACACAUCCCAGUUUUUAAAAUGCUGCUUUGUCCAGGUGAGAGCAUCCACACUCAAGGAGGUGGUCAAGGAUAAUGGCCAGACAGCGGAACCAGCGAGGAGACGCGGCGGAAGUCUCUUCUCUCUGAACCGGGAUGUAAAGCUACAGAAACACUUCACGCCUUGUGGCGUGCUCCUCCCUGUCUAGUUGGCCCCCUCGUCUGGCUGCGCACUUCCGGCCCGACUCUGCCACUUCCCGUGGGGACUGAUGUGUGGGCUUGCAAGGUGCUGCCCUUGGGGACUGCAUCCUGCCACACAUCAGGGCGACAUUCCUUUCUGGUGCCCUGGGCCAAAACCAAUGCUGAUGACCUUAUCAGCUUCCUGUUCUGCCCACACUCGCACACACCGACUGCAAAAAUGUCUUCAUGCAAAGUUUGUAUCUCUUCUAGGCAUAUAGACAUUGAAAAUGGUCGAAAUCUGGAACUGCAGAUGUAUGGCCAUUUCUGACACUUUGUAUUGAUAAAUUCGUGCUUCAAUUGGGGCGAAAUUCAAUCGUAAGGCUAAGGAGGAAUUUGCACAGUGAUGCGUGCGGAUGUGCAGGCAAGUACAAACACAUAACGUGUCAUGUUCUAGCACAUUUGUUUUCUUCAUUGAGGAAGGGCAAGUUUCCCUUUUGAAAAUGUCCUAAGCUUCCAGUUGGAACUUAUUAAGUUAUAUUUGGUAAAAUGAGUGUUUCUACUCAAAACAUGUCAAACUUUUUCAAAGGCCGUUUUGUAAAAAGCCAAAUUGGUAUGAGAUGCAAAUGUAUGGCAGGUCCUCUUGGAUUCCUGUCCCUUCCAUGAAUAGUGUCACCACUUCUACCAAGGCAGUGCCGAGACAGGGAAAAGAACACUCAUUUGGAUUGCUUAGUUCUCUUGCCUUAAAUAUAUAUCCCAAACUCAAAGAAGAGUGGAGGUGAAUUUGAUUAAAUGAUGCCACUUUGCAGCUAAAAUAAGCUCAGUGAUACCUCUAUGUUAAAAAAAAAAUGCCAGAGUGAAGUUUCCCUGCCAGGUCAUUUAUUGCUCAGAGAUAGCUUUAGCACAAAUUAAUUAUUUUUCCAGAAUUCUCCUCCAAAAUUCUGUACGUACAAUUUAGAUUCUACCCCCAUAAAAUUCAUAUCACAUCUCACUGCCCUCAAUAUAAGGAUGUCAUGAUGGAACCUUAAGUAGGAAAUGUUGAUGAAAUGCAGAACCUUAGGGCAGUGUCUACAUGGCAAAGAAGUAAAUGGAGAUGGACAGGCAUUGAGAAAUAAUUGUUGCCACUCAUUGAGUAAUAAGCUGAUUGAUUUGAUGGCUGUAGACAUUAAAUCAGGAUAAUUUUAACCAGAUUAUUUUAGUGCUGAGUUAUCCAGGCUAUCUGAGCUGAUAUAUUGAAUUAUUUUCAGAUGAUAACAAACAAUUGAAGAAGACAUGAGGUUAGAGGAAUUUUUUCUUUCAGUUCAUGUUUUUUUUAAUGUAAAGGUAUCAUUGGAGGAUGUAGGUUACGCUACCUGUGUUUGAAAUGCGCUUUGCCUAACCUUCAGCAGAAUGUAUUGUUUUAGCAUAUUCUAUGUAUAAAAAAGUUUAAAGAUGUCUUCAAAGAAGACGAGUCUUUAAGUCACUUAUAGCUAUAUUUUACUACAAAAAUUUGUGUAUAAAGAUAUAUUUAAAUGUUUUAGAUAAAUUUAAGUUACUCCAUAUGAAAUGUCUAAUUUCAGUUACUGUGAAAACUUUGGAUCAGUUCUUUGCUUUUUUUUUUUUUUUAAAAAAAAAACACCUUUUCAUCUUGUUAAAAAAAGAAAAUUAGCUAUUAGGAGGUAUUAAAAGAUUGAUUUCUUAGAUGGACAGAGUUAAUAACUUCUGUAAUAUAUUUAAAUGUAUAUUUUUGAGAGAGAUGCUACAUUACCAAUUUUAUAAAUAAUUUAAAAUUAAUUUACAAAUUUAUAGAUGCAAACCAAAAGAUUUUUAAAAGAGAGAGAGAGGAAAAAGUAACUUUUUAUUUGUUUGGGUUUCAUUAUCAGAAGCAUUACUCAGAUCCAGAAGUCCACGUCGACAAAACAUGAUCCCAUACUGGAGAGUAAGUGUUGUUGAGUAUUUCUGAAAUGUUUCUAAAAAAUGGACAUAAAAUGCAGGAUGGUUUCUCCCUAGCUUGUUACAGCAUUCCUGAUUGCUUCAUUCUUCACAGUUUCAAUAUAAAGGACAAGCUCUACGUUUAUAACAUGUUCUGCAGGUUUCUGUAACAGUUCUGUUGCAGCUGCACUCUGUCCCAAAGCCCUGUCACUUUUGCAGGAUUCACCCUUCCUUCACAGAGGCCAUUGUGUUCCAUUUGAUGCAGGAACUGUUGUUGAAACUCCAAGGCAGAUUGUCUGUGUCAGAUCCUAUAGCUCUUCACUAUGUUCUGUUUACCAGCUCUUACUGGGUUUCCAAAAGUCAGAGAGCUUUCUUCUGUCUAAGCAAACAGAAAUGGUCUUUUCGUUGGCUCAUAAGAAGAUUGUAAAUCCAUUUCCUGUGUGUGUUCUUAGCAGGCAUGAUCGUGAGUGUGUGUGGGCUGCGCACACGCGUGCCAGUCUUUUUGUACUGUAACUACCUCAUGGUUUGAGUGAUGAUUGUACUGCUGGUUGUGUUAACAGAGCACAUUUUGUUGGGUGAGUUGUGUGUGUGAUUUUUCUUCUGUUUGUUUUGUCUAGGGGUUGUUCAUGAAACUGACAGAUGUUUUUCUAAAAAGUACUAUUAUCAGUUUCCAAAUACAAUACUUCUCUCUUCUGGUUUUUCCUGAAUGAGCCUGAUUUGAUUGCUGUUUUUCAUUUUCUAUGAGGGUAAAAAGAGUACCCUUAAAAUCCCUGUGGCCAGUUUGAACACCCCAGUUGUAUUCUUUCCUCUGUUCAAUGUGUCAGCAAUUUUGUGAACAUGCUUAGAUGUAUAGUUUUGAUAACCACAGUUUUAAGUCUUUUAUCUGUGCAUAAUAAAAAGAUAUAUAUCAGUGA
This is a messenger RNA of Oryctolagus cuniculus (rabbit), 6206 nucleotides long. Lineage: Eukaryota; Metazoa; Chordata; Mammalia; Lagomorpha; Leporidae. The record is from RefSeq and is a predicted model, not a curated record.